CUAUUUGAAAGGCUUAAAGACAAGCAACCAAACUUCUGGAAUCAAAUAAUUGCUAUAACGGGAGAUUGUAACCACCCGAAUCUCGGAAUAUCUUCGGAAGAUCGGGCUACUUUCACUCGAGAAAUUUCGAUUGUCUUCUAUACCGCGGCAACAGUGAAACUCAAUGAGAAGUUGAAAUUAGCAGUAACAAUUAAUGUCGAAGGUACGAAAGACGUUCUAAAUCUUUGCAAGGAAAUCCCUAAUCUGAAGUCAUUUGUAUUAUUAGGAAAAUGGCCAAAUGCCUAUACUUUCACAAAAGCGAUGGCGGAGGAUGUGAUUAGGAAGCAGGCUGGUGAUUUGCCAAUCGGCAUUUUUCGUCCUGCCAUUAGCACAAGUUUAACAUUUUUAUUAUAUGUGCAAUCGCUCUGUAGGCAAUCGGAAAUGUCGGUAAUUGAAGCUGUCGGCAAAAUGUUGUGGGUGCCGUAA
Molecule: messenger RNA, 465 nt
Organism: Linepithema humile (Argentine ant)
Lineage: Eukaryota; Metazoa; Arthropoda; Insecta; Hymenoptera; Formicidae
Source: RefSeq, a predicted model, not a curated record